Messenger RNA from Punctularia strigosozonata HHB-11173 SS5, 207 nucleotides. RefSeq lists its product as uncharacterized. The record is from RefSeq and is a predicted model, not a curated record. The transcript has a single exon. The annotation marks the transcript as partial. NCBI's taxonomy places the organism in Eukaryota, Fungi, Basidiomycota, Agaricomycetes, Corticiales, Punctulariaceae.
UUGCUCGCCUGCUCGUUGAUCUUUCUGUAUACUAGUGGAUCAAGCCUUCCCCGUGACAUGCAGCUUCAGGCGGGCCUCUCAAGUGUCUACCAUCAGGAUUGCAUACUGAGUGCGGGAACUGGCUUUGGGAAGACUUUUGCUAUGAUAAUUGCCUGGCUUCUUCGUCCGAUGGAACUUGGCAUUGUGUUCUCACCCUUGAAGCGCUUG